Cucurbitaria berberidis CBS 394.84 is the source of this 2532-nucleotide messenger RNA. Its product is annotated as DNA topoisomerase 3-beta. Gene Ontology annotation, molecular function: DNA binding; DNA topoisomerase type I (single strand cut, ATP-independent) activity. Gene Ontology annotation, biological process: DNA topological change. Gene Ontology annotation, cellular component: nucleus. Bases 53 to 2047 code for a protein of 664 amino acids. The record is from RefSeq and is a predicted model, not a curated record. NCBI's taxonomy places the organism in Eukaryota, Fungi, Ascomycota, Dothideomycetes, Pleosporales, Cucurbitariaceae. The transcript is spliced from 6 exons.
UGCUAUAUCUCUCUCUCUACUCGCUCCAUGGACUCCACGACACGUCAAAGUCAUGGUUCGAGUGUUGUGCGUCGCGGAGAAGCCGUCGAUUGCAAAGGCAGUAGCGAACCAUCUAGGUGGACAGGCCAGAGCUGAGAGUGUCCGUGGUGUUCAGUGGGUCAAGAAUUACAAGUUCGACUUUCGUUUUCAGCAAUGGGGGCAAUGCGAUGUAACUUUUACCUGCGUUGCCGGGCAUAUCGUGGCACACGACUUUCAUGAACGGUUCAGAAAAUGGCAAUCAUGCCUGCCAGCAGCGCUCUUUGAAGCUCCCAUAGAGUCCCACAUCGCGCAGGACAAAAAGGCUGUGGCAAGCAACAUCGAGUCGCAAGCCAGAUAUGCGUCCAUUCUGUUCAUUUGGACCGAUUGCGAUCGCGAAGGCGAGCAUAUCGGAUCCGAGAUUCGAGACAUUGCACUGAAAGCGAAUCCAAACAUGGAGGUCUGGCGAGCGCGGUUCAGCAACAUUGAGAGGGCACACGUUAUUCAGGCCUCACAAAACCCCGUUCGACUAGAUGAAGCACAAGCGCAAGCAGUCUCAGCCCGCAUGGAACUUGACCUUCGCCUCGGUGCAGCCUUCACCCGCAUGCAGACGCUAGCCCUCCAGAAAAUGAUUCCCCAGCAAGGCGAAGAGCGCGGGAAGAUUAUCAGCUACGGCUCUUGCCAAUUUCCUACACUAGGUUUUGUGGUUGACCGGUACCUGCGUGUGCGGAACUUUGUGCCAGAGUCUUUCUGGUAUAUCAAAGUCGCGCACACAAGGGAUGAGAUUGAUGUCAAGUUCAACUGGCGACGAGGGCAUCUGUUUGAUCGCAUGGCAGUCACCAUCAUCUUCGAACGCUGCCUGCUUUCGAAGACGGCGAAAGUGAUCAAGAUGGCGAAGAAGCCUACCAAGAAAUGGAAGCCAUUGCCGUUGACAACCGUGGAGUUGCAGAAAAAUGGAAGUAGGUUUCUCCGCAUGACCUCGCAGGAUGUUAUGAAGGUUGCGGAAGACCUCUACACCAAAGGAUGGAUCAGCUACCCGCGUACCGAGACAGAUCAGUUUGACCGUGGCAUGGAUCUCCGAACCAUAGUUUCGAGGCAGACGCAGGAUGGUCGUUGGGGCCCAUUCGCACAGAAUCUAAUGAAUGGCGGAUUCAAUCAACCUCGCAGUGGUCGAAACAACGACAAAGCACAUCCACCCAUUCAUCCUGUCAACUAUGUUGCACCUACCCAGCUUAACGAGAAUGAGCGAAAGGUCUACGAGUUUGUGGUCCGCCGCUUCCUAGCCUGCUGCUCUGAGGAUGCCACAGGUGAAGCUACAGAUAUUGAGAUUGAUUAUGGAGGCGAAGUCUUUCAUGCGCAUGGUCUCAGCGUCAUCGCCAGGAACUACCUGGACGUAUACCCCUAUGAUAAGUGGGAGAGCAGCCAACAGCUCCCGAAAUACACUGUGGGGGAGAUGUUUGAGCCCACAGAGGCGAACAUGCUGGACGGAAAGACUACAGCACCAGGAUAUCUCACCGAACCCGAACUCAUUGCGCUCAUGGACGCGAAUGGUAUUGGCACGGAUGCCACCAUGGCUGAGCAUAUUGCCAAGAUCAAAGAACGCGAAUAUGUAAUUGCGCGUUCCGGCACAGGGGGCACAGCAGCUGGGGGCACAGCACCUAGCAGAGGGCGAGGAAGAGGGCGAGCAGGUGGCGCAGGAGGAGGCCGUGGAGGUCGAGGUGGGGCAGCAGCAGCAGCUCAAAACGGCGGAGGAGGAACUGGCGGGGUGCAAGAGUUCAUUCCGACAACGCUGGGCAUAGCGCUUAUUGAGGGAUACGAUAAUGUGGGAUUUGAGACGAGUCUCAGCAAGCCGUUUUUACGGAAGGAGAUGGAGGUUCAGAUGAAGGCGAUAUGCGACGGGCACACUACGCGCAACGACGUGGUGCAUCGGAACCUCGAGCAGUACCGAGCCGUGUUCAAUCGCACGGUGCAGCAGAUCAAUGUGCUUAAAUCGGCCGUGACGAAGUACGUUGUGAACGCGAAUCAUGGCUGAGGCUUUGUCCACGCGGGUGCUCUCGGUUCGAGGGCCCACGUCACUCUAUGGGGACUCUAUGGAGACGGACGUCAUGGGCGGGGUGAGCGUCUGGGCAGGGCGGCUGACUGUGGUUUGCUGCAAGACAAGAGACAUACACACGUGUGUUGACGGGUGUUUCUUCUUCGCAGUCCAUCAGUCGCAGCGCCUCAUCCCGUGUCUGGGCGACGGGCAACGUUAGGUAAGGGAGUGCAUGGCAUGGGCGAAAUCGGAGGGUUGGGAGGAGACCCCGCUUCGCGAUAACGCCAAUAGUGCUGUUGGGGCAGCAAAUGCACGAUGGAGGGCGGGAUGUAGAAGUCGGUAUAGGUCUCGAUUGCGAACGGAACGAAGGGAGUGUCUCAGUGCAGCAUCAGCGUGUCAUGCGAUCAGGCGGGUGGGUGAAUGACGCUGGCUUUGGGCAUAGGCAUAGGCAUAGGCAUUGAAAUGUCAAUAUUAACAAAGCCGCG